Messenger RNA from Alternaria ventricosa, 1809 nucleotides. RefSeq lists its product as uncharacterized. Bases 1 to 1809 code for a protein of 602 amino acids. Lineage: Eukaryota; Fungi; Ascomycota; Dothideomycetes; Pleosporales; Pleosporaceae. The transcript has a single exon. The record is from RefSeq and is a predicted model, not a curated record. Gene Ontology annotation, molecular function: flavin adenine dinucleotide binding; oxidoreductase activity, acting on CH-OH group of donors.
AUGUCGUGGUCUCUUCUUCUUACCGCCCUGACCCAGGCCGUCCGCGUUACAUGCGCACCAGAAACAUAUAACUAUGUUAUAGUUGGAGGAGGCCCCGCAGGUCUUCUAGUCGCGAACCGACUGUCUGCCGAUCCCGAUGUCACUGUAGCCAUCAUCGAAGCCGGAGAUUCUGGUUACGACAACCCCAACGUAUCGUACGUACCGAAGUCGAUUCUGGAAUACGGUCUCUUCAUCGGCACGUCAAUCGACUGGAAGUACAUGACGGCACCCCAAAAGUAUGCUGGGAACCGGAGUGUGAACUACUGGGCAGGCAAGGCUUUGGGAGGCAGUACUACGGUCAAUGGAAUGACGUACAUCCGUGCGGAGAAAGAGCAAAUUGAUGGAUGGGAAGGGCUUGGGAACAAAGGCUGGAACUGGGAGAGUCUGCUCGAAUACUAUCUGAGGCAGGAAGGAUUCACAGAGCCGAGUGAGGAGCUUUCGAAGGAAGGCGCGACCUUCAGGGACGAGGUGCAUGGAACGGAGGGAGAGCUUGCUGUUGGCUUCACCCCAUACUUGGUCCGUCAAGGGUUCGCCAAACUGUUCGCGGAGACCUCCGAGGCAAUGGGUAUUCCUUACAAUAAGGAACCGAACAAUGGUAGCAUGCGUGGUUUCGACGUGUGGCCUAUGACUCAGAACGUGACUGGGCCUACGAGGGCAGAUGGAGCCAGGUCCUUCUACUUUCCUGUUGCGUCACGCCCGAAUUUCCACGUCUUCUUCAAUACCACAGCUGCACGCAUCAUCUGGAACGAUGAAUCAUCCGAGACUUCGGAAGUGUUGGCCUCGGGAGUUGAGGUGAUCGACGCGGGAAAUGUAACGAAAACCAUCGGUGCCUCCAAGGAGGUCAUUGUCGCAGCCGGUGCCAUUCGAUCACCAGCAUUCCUGGAGCACUCAGGUGUAGGUAACCCCGCCAUACUUGAACCUCUCGGUAUCAAGACUGUCAACCCACUCCACUCGGUCGGUUCCAAUCUGCCAGAUCAACCGCAGCAUGGGAUGGUCUUCAACUCGUCCACGAAUUGGACGGGCUAUCCUACCUUCGUUACGUUCUUGACAGCUUCUGAUCUCUUUGGCGAAGAUCUUCCCGCUCUUGUGGAAGAGCUUCAAGCCAAUGUGAGCGCUUAUGCUGCAGCGAUUGUCGCAGAUUACGCGCCCGAUACCAUAUCCAUCGAGACGCAAGAACGGCUUCUGCAGCACCAAGUAGAUCUAGUCUUCACUGCUGACAGUGAUGUUCCUUUAAUAGAGAUCCUCUGGGCCCCAACAGGAAAUCAGAUCAUUGCGCAGCUUUGGGACCUCAUACCGCUUUCUCGAGGCUCAAUACACAUCGAAUCCGCCGAUGCAACCAUACCACCACGUAUCGACCCAAACUUCUUCCAGAUGCCCAUCGACAUGUAUGUGCAAGCAGCUGCUGCAAUCCGUAUCCGCGAGUAUUUCGCCACUUCGCCGCUCGCGGAGGACGCUGCAGGCGAAGUCUCUCCCGGUUACGAAGCGGUACCGCAAGGUGCUCAUUGGAGGGAUCAAGUCUGGGACGACUGGAUCACAGGCGCCAUGAACGGCAACUCGCAUCCCGUGAGUACUUGCGCAAUGAUGAGUAGGGAGCUGGGCGGUGUAGUAGAUACGGAGGGCAAGGUUUACGGGACGCAAAACGUCCGGGUUGUGGAUGCGAGUGUGUUCCCGACUCAGAUCUCGGGCCAUCUUAGCGCCAGUGUAUAUGCCAUUGCUGGAAAGAUUGCGGACGCGAUGAAGCAGAAGGUGUCGGAUCAGAAGAAGUUUUGA